Molecule: messenger RNA, 4783 nt
Organism: Physella acuta
Lineage: Eukaryota; Metazoa; Mollusca; Gastropoda; Physidae
Source: RefSeq, a predicted model, not a curated record
CUGGUUCUCAUAAUUGGCGGACACUUGAUAUAAAUCUGUGCUUUUCAGGAAUACUGCGCUGUAAUUUAAAUGCUGUCGUAGUUGAUGGAAGGCAUUUCCUUGCAACAGAAACCGGUUAAAGCAACGACUCAUUCAAGAUGAAGACGCACGCUGUGUUGUUUGUAAUUGUUACUCUGUGCUACAUCCAGUGGCGCGUUGAAGGAUGUGAAGACGCGAAGAUGGAUAUGAUUUUCGUGAUCGACUCAUCGGGGAGUGUGGCUGUUUCUGAUUAUGAACUGGGUAAAGAGUUCAUGAAAGACUUGCUGGUUGAGGCUGAUAUCGAUAACGGCAAUGUCAGGGUCGGUGCUGUAGUCUUCAGUGAUGCAGACUAUAUCCAGUUCCACUUGGACAAGCACAAAACCAAAGCUGAACUGUUUCAAGCCAUCUCUGCCAUCCCUUACAUCUCAGGCUGGACCAACACUGCUGAUGGUCUUAGAACAAUGAGGACGACGAUGUUCUCUCUUGAGCACGGAGAUCGUCCCAAUAUCACCAACAUUGCUGUGGUCAUCACAGAUGGUCAGUCUAAUAGAAACAGUGAAAGGACAAUCCCAGAGGCUGAUGCUGCAAAAGCACAGGGUAUCCCCAUAUAUGCGAUUGGAGUUGGGGGCGGGGUCACUGAUGAGUUGGAUAACAUGGCAAGUAAACCACUGGAAGAUUACAGAUUUGGUGUAACAGAUUACAAACAACUAAAAAAUCUCAGACAUAAACUUUUUUCCGUCAUCUGUUCGUCUCUAGCGGCAUUUACAGAUCCGCCAACAACACCCACAACACCUAAACCAGUUGUCAUUAGACGUGUGAACACCAGGUUUGAUCUAGUGUUUGUACUUGAUGCAACUUCCAGUGUGUCCAAAUCUAACUUUGAUCUGAUGAUAAAAUUCAUCAAAGAUUUCAUCUACGAAGACGAUAUUUACAAUGAAAAUGUUAGAAUUGGUGUUGUCACAAGCAGUAACAGUCAUAUCCAAUUCCAUCUUGACAAACACAGUACUAAAGAUGACAUCAUCAAUGACACAGACGCCAUAGCCUAUCCACCAAAUGACAACAGCAACACAGCAGAUGCCAUUAGAACAAUGAGGACAGCCAUGUUCAAUGAAUCAAAUGGGGAUCGUUUAGAUGUUGAUAACAUCGCCAUAGUACUUACAACUGGUGUUUCCAACAGCCAAAACAUUCAGUCAGAAUCUGACGCGGCCAGAACACAGGGCAUUCACAUCUUUGUUGUUGGCAUUGGUCUAAGGGACACCACUCAGUUGGAUGUUAUCGCCAACAAACCAGUUGACCAAAAUAGAUUUACUGUCAAUGAUUUCAUACAACUUGAAGAUCUGAAGGAGAAUGUUUUCCCUGCAGUUUUGACUGCUAUAAGCAAAAAACGAAGCGAAAAAAGUGACUGUCCAACAGAGCCGGCAGCUGUGGAACUGCAAGUAUUCGCCGACCCCAGAUCGGGGGGAUUCUUCGUCUGCUCUUUGUCAGAUUACAUGCCUGAUGGGGUAAACGCUCUGAUCACCUUGCACGUCGAUGGUGAGGAGUUUAACAAGCAGAUCAACUCAUCCACGAAGGAAGGAGAAAUUUAUUUUAGUGACAUAAAUAAACCUUUGUUCAAUGAAAAGGUUUACUGUUCAGUUUUCGUGAAGUAUCUCGUACCCGGAUCUAAGGAAUGUCACGAAGAAAGCAGCAAUGUUAUAACUCCAACAGCCAUCUGUCCUCAUCAAACUACCUUAAGAUUAGUUGAAGGUCAAGGUCCUGUAAAUCUGGUCGUUAAAUUGACUGCUCCACCAGAACUUUACUGUACUGGUAGACCAGGAAGUCCGUGUGAUGUGGAGGUCGUCACAGAGAUUCUUCCAGGCAGUGAUGAACUCAAUUGCUCUAACACUGAAAUCAUACCUCAAGUUGUAUUUGAAACUAAAAGCUGUGGACUGAAAUUUUCUUAUGAUAAUUGGAAGGAUGGAAUCAUCAUUCCAGUGAAGGCAACAAUAGACAGAAUCAUAGAUGGGGACAGAUUUUUAACCAUACAGACCUACUUCACAUUUAAUGGCCAGCAAAGUACCCAAGAGAAGUGCGAUGAUAUACAAGUCACUGUUGUUGAUAAGGACAAAACUACUAUUUGCCACUCAGUCAAUGACCCUCACAUUGCAACAUUUGAUAAAUACUACUAUGACAACCAUAUUUUAGGAGAUUUCAUUCUCUACAAACACAAAACUCUUCCUUAUCAGGUCCAGGUAAAUUACCGCUCAUGUUCAUCAUCACGCAUGACCGCCACGUGCAACUGCAUCACUGCUGUACAGUCAGGAGAUGACGUCGUCGUCUUUAAUUCUUGUGACGCUAGACAAAAUAAGCAACGACCAGAUGCGGCAGCUAUUGAUGUCCAGAUUUUCAUCAACGGCGAGUUGACACCUGGCACUAAGAUAAAACAGCUUGCUGGAGGUCAACAGUAUGAGGUACUUCUACCAACAGGAACAGUUGUUGCUGUGAUGCCCAGCCAGUUUACCUUCAUGAACAUCUUUAUUACAGCAUCACCAUCUGACUUUAAGGAAACAGAAGGACUGUGUGGUAACUUCAACGGUAAGAAAGACGACGAUUUGGACAACAUUGAUGUUGAUAUAUUUAACAGCAAAUGGAGAGCCAACGACACAAUCUAUUGUGGCGUGCCACCACAACCAGCUCGAAAACCAUCAACGUACAGUAGCUGCACACAGGGCUUAAGUCCAGUCUGUAAACCUGGCAUGGAUGUGUCCAGGUGCCCAUCAGAUGCUAAUGACAUAACAGCUGCCCUUGUACUGCAGUCAAAGAAAUCACAAACAUCAUGUAGCACAGAGUCAGUUAGUAGAAAGAAGAGACAGGCCAACUUAUUUGACGUUUUGAAUACAAGAAUAACAAGCUACACGUUAGAUGAAGCUAAAAGAAACUGUUCAGAUUACUUGAAGAAUAGUAGGACAGUCAAAGCCUGCACAAAUCAACUUUCAGAUGACAGAGUUAAGGAGAGUAUCACCAACUGUGCUUAUGAUCUGGUGAGCACAGGACUGUUUGAUUGGGCUGUGUCACAUGUAAGCAACCUGGCAGAGGAGUGUAUCACACGAGCUGAACAAAACCAAAGUUCAUGGACAGGUGAAGGUGACACACCUGGUGAACCUGUACUUCCUCAAGCCAUUGUCACCCAGCUGUGUGUCAGGGACUGUGGGGACAACGGACAAUGUCUCAACUCAUUUUGUAAAUGUAGCAACGGUUACUUUGGUGAAAGUUGCCAGUUUGGACCCAGCACCGUGCCACAUGUAUUUGGAGUGGAUGAAGCUUGUGAUAUCCAGGAAUCUUUCUGUGAAACCGUCAAGAUAGAUGGCGAUUUCUUCACUUCUUCAGAUAAUCUUUCCUGUCAUAUUAACUAUGCAUCAGUUGACACUCGUGCAAGAAAAACAGAGAGCAGUGCUGUAGUGAGAGCAGAGUACAUCAGCAUGUACCAAGUUGGAUGUACACUCCCUACACGACGCAGCGCCUACAUCACCGUCACAAACGAUGGCGUCCAUCAGAGUGAAAAUGUUUACCUUCAUGUUGUCCACAACUCCAGCUGUCAGACGUGUGUCAUCAAUGACAACAAAACUGAUGUUGACUGUCACAUGAUAACAAAUGCCUGCGUGAUAGAAGGCCAGUGCUAUUUAGACUACCAGGAGGACUCUGUGGAUUCUUGCAACAUCUGUCACCUGGACAGUAGCAACACUACAUGGACCAGACGGACUGAUUCUGAGUGCGUUGAUGGUUUGUCUGAAGGGACGAUUAUUGCUAUCAGCUUUGUCUGUGUGCUUUUGAUUGUGGCACUAGUGCUCGUCUUGAUUAUCUACAGAAAAAUGAGAAGAGCUGAGAUUUAUCCAGAAGCCAAGCUUUUAAAUAAUUAACCUGCACAGCAAUAAAUUCAAAAGACUACAGGUGGAACUGAGUGAAUCAAAAGAAGAGAUAACAUUAGUUUAAGUUUAAUAGUAACUUUAAGCCUAACAUAUUUUAUACACUUAUUGUUUUCACUAAAUCAUCCUUAGAGUACGUUUAACUUUCAAUACACUAAUGGCAAAUUAUUUUAAAUUAUUUUAAUACUCUUGCACUUUAAGCUGUUUAGCUUAUAAUAAUUUUAAUUUUUUUUUUACUUUAUAUACCACCUGAGUACAAUUUACUUUUUAUAGAACUUACUUAUCUACUUACAUGUGUACAAUUUAAAUAUUUAUUCAAAAACUCAUUUUCAAACCUGUUUUUCUUUGUUUGCCUGCUAAAUUUGAUUACUUUGAAGAAGAAUAAGUUUAAACAAGUGUACCAAACUCAAUUACGAGAACAUUAAUUGUAAAAUAGCUCUUCAUCAAGCCCUUAAAACCACUUUAAAUACAAUUAUUGUAUUCCACUUGAAAGAAUUUUUAAUCAGGUUUUUUUUUUAUGGAGUAUCAUAUUUUGGAACUCACGUCUAAACAAAAUACAGUGUAUUUAGUUUAAACAGAGGGCUAUUUUGUUUUGCUUUUACACAAUUUUUUCCCCACUUUUUGUACGGUGUUUGGGUCUAAUUCUUCUAUAAAUAUAAAAAUAUAAAUUAAGAAAUAUAUAUAUAUAUAUAUAUAUAUAUAUAUAUAUAUAUAUAUAUAUAUAUAUAUUUCAAUAUGGGUACAUUUUUAAUCUUAGUGUGUUCUGUAGUUUACACUUUUAUCAAGUUUUUUUUAAUCAUGUUCGAUAUGCAAAUGUAAUGUAAUCACAUGUAAAAUAAAUCGAAUGUUUUUGUUUACAUUAA